Messenger RNA from Brugia pahangi, 525 nucleotides. The record is from the annotation of a GenBank genome assembly. NCBI's taxonomy places the organism in Eukaryota, Metazoa, Nematoda, Chromadorea, Rhabditida, Onchocercidae.
AUGUUCUAUCAUAUUCCGUUAGAUCAUGAAAUAUGCCUUCAUCCUAAAUAUUUCGGCCCUGAUUUGCUGGAGACAGUGAAACGAAAGUUAUUCAAUGAGGUUGAAGGUACCUGCACUGGGAAGUACGGUUUUGUUGUUGCAGUGACUACAAUCGAUAAUAUUGGUGCAGGACUUAUCCAACCAGGUCGUGGUUUUGUACUGUAUCCCGUGAAAUACAAGGCCAUAGUGUUCAGGCCAUUCAAAGGUCAAGUUGUUGACGCGGUUGUAAAUCAAGUAAAUAAAGUUGGACUAUUUUGCGACAUUGGACCCCUUUCAUGUUUCGUAAGUCGUCAUUGUAUUCCUCCGGAUAUGGAGUUUGAGCCAAAUUCAAAUCCUCCAUGCUACAAAACAGCAGAUGAAAGUGUUGUCAUCAAGCAAGAUGAUGAAAUCCGUGUGAAACUCAUUGGUACACGAGUUGAUGCUUCUGACAUCUUUGCUAUUGGUACUUUGAUGGAUGACUAUCUUGGUCUUUCUGCUAAUGAGUAA